GUCUUGAUUCGGGAGCGAGGAAGGACGCACGCGUUUCAUCCUUUAGCGAACUACGAUCCGUUGAAACUUUUGCGAAUUUCGAAUUGUCAAUAACGUGUUUUAAAUUCAGUGUAUUAUUUUAAAAUUAACAAUUAACGUUAUUAAAAAAUCGUUAUAUUACUGGCAUGCGUGUUUUUUAAUUAGGGUUUUUAUUAAUGGUUAUAAAAGUGUUUAGUCAAAAUAGGUGGACAAGAGGUAAUAGGCAAUGUCAGGCGUGACCAGCCAUACUGUAACGGACCGACUCUGAAUUGGACGUUAUGCGUGUACCAUAUACAGCGGAUUUUAACUAUCCUGAUGCCUUUUUAUGAUGAUAUCCGGCUGGAUGGCAACAUGAGUCUGACGUUUAAUACGUCAGCAAAAUGGCUUAUCGACAUGGCGAAUCGGACCGUCAUCAACCCGAACACCCUCAUAGAAAAAUUCUCCCAGAACCGAACGGUUGACGAACCUACUAGAACUCUUCUUCUGACCUUUUAUGGAAUCCUGGUAGUUAUUGGGGCCGCUGGAAACUCACUGGUCGUCAUUUCUGUAGUCCGCAAGCCCCAAAUGCGAACAGCCCGCAAUAUGUUUAUUGUCAACCUCGCGGUGUCGGACGCCCUCGUCUGCUGCUUCGGCACCCCUCUGACCCUCAUGGAGCUGCUGACGAAACACUGGCCGUUGCCAGACUGGUCGUGUCUCUGUAAGGCCACUGGCGCUAUUCAGGCCAUUUCGAUCUUCGUCUCCACUAUCACUAUUACGGCUAUCGCACUGGAUCGAUACCAGCUGAUCGUGUACCCUACAAGACAAGGCCUCCAGACCAUGGGCGUCCUCAUCAUCAUGUUCUGCAUUUGGGUCAUCGCCUUCUUCCUCGCAUCACCCCUCUACAUGUUCAGAAACCUCAAGACCCACAACAUAGGCCUCAUUGGCAUGGACUCCUUAAGCUUCUGCAUCGAAGACUGGCCCAUCGCCAACGGACGGGCCAUGUACUCGCUUUUUAGUCUCAUAUUCCAAUAUCUUCUCCCAGUUCUAGUCGUAGUUAUAGCUCAUAUUCAAAUUCAUAGAAGACUUAGAGGACGAAGACGAUCGACAAGAAAAACUCCAACUAUCCUGAUAGCUAUUGCUGUUACCUACGUCAUAAGCUGGCUGCCGUUGAAUGUUUUCAACUUGGUAGCGGAUUUCUCGAAAGAACCUAUAUUGGGAGAGGAUCAAAUGAUAAUAACGUACGCUAUCUGUCAUAUUAUUGGAAUGUCGAGUGCCGUGUCUAAUCCACUGCUAUACGGAUGGCUGAAUGAUAAUUUUAGAAAGGAGUUUGAGGAAAUUCUUUGCUGCUGUCGGAAGAAAGGUCAGAAGAAGGAUCAAAGAGGAAAGAGGAAGAUAGAUACAGAGUUGACGGCGUUAGCUCAGCUUGAGCAGACGGUCACGACCAACACGAAGACGUCUCACUGCUCUCAAAUUUUCUGACUAAAAAGUUGCUGCAAAUAGCAUGAGCAUAGCAGCAUUGAAAUGCAAAGCAUUUAAAAUGCUUGUCAAUUUGAACUCUUCUAGCUAAGGUGUAUAAAGUUCCUUUCUAUGUUAUGUUGUGUUAAGUGAAAUUGUAAUCUAUGUGAAUAAUUGUAAUUUGUACAUAUGUAAAUGUUAUUGUUUGUACUUUACGUUUUUCUGAGCCCAAAACGUAGAUUACUUACAAUGUCGUGUUAAGGUUUUAUAAUGAAAUUAAAUAUUAUUAUGAGGA
Molecule: messenger RNA, 1747 nt
Organism: Cydia pomonella (codling moth)
Lineage: Eukaryota; Metazoa; Arthropoda; Insecta; Lepidoptera; Tortricidae
Gene: NPFR
Product: neuropeptide F receptor
Exons: 4
Coding region: 334-1476 (380 amino acids)
Biological process (GO): G protein-coupled receptor signaling pathway
Cellular component (GO): membrane
Molecular function (GO): neuropeptide Y receptor activity
Source: RefSeq, a predicted model, not a curated record